Molecule: messenger RNA, 1383 nt
Organism: Plutella xylostella (diamondback moth)
Lineage: Eukaryota; Metazoa; Arthropoda; Insecta; Lepidoptera; Plutellidae
Product: coiled-coil domain-containing protein 43
Source: RefSeq, a predicted model, not a curated record
UUGACAUUUGACACAUGUCAAACCAUCAAUAUGGCGGCUUCGGUUACUGAAUUUGAGCCAUGGCUAAAUGAUAAAUUAAAAUCAUUAAAUACAGAUGAAGGAGUCUUUGGAUCAUACAUAUCAGGUAUUCUUGAUGCGGAAGAUACUUUGGACGAUAAGAAAGAUGCCCUCGAGGGUAUACUUUCGGAGUUCGUGGAAAGUGAUAUAGCGGCACAUGUAACUGAAAUCCUUGAAAAAUGGGAGGCAUGUCAGGUCAAAGCGGAGGAAGCGCCGAAGGCAAAUGUCGACGCGCAGCUCUCGAAACUAAUGGAGUCUCAAUCUUUAGCUACUACCACACGUAGAGAAUACACAGACGAAGAAAAAAAGAUACGCGAGGCCAUACUGUCCCAAUACAGUCAGCUGUCUGACAAUGAGGAAGAAAAAGAGAUAGCAGAAGAGCCAGACCCAGAUGAUAUGGUCAAGAACACAAAUGCAUCUGACGUUGCUGCAGCUGCACGGGAGCGUCGCGAACAGUGUCGUCAGGAAGCUCAACGUAAAAAAGAAAAAGAUAGAGAAGACAGAGAAAAGCAGAAGCAGCUAAAAGAAGAGAAGAAAGAGAAACGCAAGACUCAGAAAGGGGAACGAAAGCGGUAGCAGAGGAGUACCUAAGCACCCAUGCUGCUUACAACUUGCUUCACUGUUGUUGUAGGCGAGCGAAUCUGAGGUUAACUUAAAAAAGUUGUUAUUGGUCUGAGUGAGAUAAUACCAAAUACAGUUUUAUUGCCCCCAAUUUCUCACUUGAGAAUUUGGAGAACAGUGCAGUAUGAAAUGCAGCACUACUAUCAACUUUUUCCUGGUUUGUGGGGCAAUGCUUAAACAGGAUUCACAUUGGAAAUAUGGGGUAAAUUUAAAUGAGUUAGUCAUUGGUACUUUCUUUUUUGAAUACCAUUCUUAUAAUAUGAAAUGAUAUCCAUUGCAAUAAGAUAUUUAGAAAGUGGAAAUAAUUGUGGCUGACAAUUAAUACAGUAAUUAAAAUGAUUUACUUCAGGUUAGUGUGUCUAUAAUUUUAUAACUCUUCUUGAUGUAAAGAUAUGUUUGCAUUUAUUAAUAGUAUUUUAAAAGAAAAAUCUUCCAACUAGUUUAAAGUAGAGACUGUCUAUAUUUUUAUCUACAAACAUAGAAUUAAAGAGUGUUGUUUUCCCAGUCAGACCCAUAAUAAAGUCUUGUGGUGUUUUAUCAAUAGCAUACUAAUUACAGUAUUUAAUACCUCUUCUCUUUUUGUCUGUAUUAUGAAUAUAAUUAUGCCUUUUAGUCAUAAUUUUAGGUUUUGAUAUUACAAUACUAAUAUGAAAUAAAUUAUAUAAUAUGGAUGCAAUACAAGAAAAUAAAUAAUAUGUGUAUGUA